AAGUUUGCAAAUUCUUUAACAUCAGUCAUGUCUAUCAGUAAAGACACUCCAGAUAUUGAGAAUUUGUUGGCAUUGAAUCCCAAAGUGAAUAGAUAUGCGAAAGUAGUUCCCAGUCUUGAAACCAAGACUAACAAAAAGCAUUGGAAACGAAAUCGAGACAAGAAUUGUAACUCGUGCGUCAGUUUAAAGAAUAAUUUCGAUGACAUAAAGCACACGACUCUCAGCGAAAGGGCAGCCCUUCGGGAGGCGGCCCGAUGUCUGAAGUGUGCGGACGCCCCCUGUCAGAAGGGGUGUCCCACACAACUAGACAUCAAGGCUUUCAUAUCUAUGAUCGCUAAUAAGAACUAUUACGGGGCGGCAAAAGAGAUUUUCUCUGACAACCCAUUAGGUCUGACCUGUGGAAUGGUAUGUCCGACCAGUGAUCUCUGUGUUGGCGGUUGUAAUCUGUACGCCACAGAGGAGGGGCCCAUCAAUAUUGGAGGUCUUCAACAGUUUGCUACUGAGAUAUUCAAAGACAUGAAAGUGUCUCAAAUACGAUCUCCAGAUUUGCCGCCAAUAGAAAGCCUUCCCAAAUCAUACGCUACGAGGAUAGGACUGAUAGGCUGCGGUCCGGCCAGUAUUAGUUGCGCUACAUUUCUGGCUCGACUCGGCUACCAUGACAUUACGAUUCUUGAAAAGCAACCAUUCAUUGGAGGUCUGAGCUCAGCGGAAAUACCUCAGUAUAGACUGCCCUAUAAAGUGGUCGCCUUUGAGAUCGACUUAAUGAAGGAUUUGGGCGUUAAAAUCGAAACAAACAAAUCUCUCGGACAUGACUUCACUCUUCAAUCCCUUCGAACUGACCAUAAGUUUGAGUGUAUUUUCAUUGGCAUUGGUUUACCCGAAGCUAAACGGCUGGAUAUGUUUAAAGGGCUGACCCCUGAGAAUGGAUUCUAUACAUCCAAAGAUUUUCUGCCACUCGUGAGCACUGCCAGCAAACCAGGGAUGUGUUCCUGUAAUGCAUUAAAGCUACCGGCCCUCCAUGGCAAUGUUGUAGUUCUGGGGGCCGGCGAUACAGCCUUUGAUUGCGCCACUUCUGCCCUCAGAUGCGGCGCUAAAAGGGUUUCCGUUAUCUUUAGGCGCGGUUUUACUAAUAUUAGAGCCGUUCCCGAAGAGAUGGAAUUAGCGCGUGAAGAGAGGUGUGAAUUCCUGCCAUUCCUGUCGCCAAACAAAUUGAAUGUAAACAACGGUCGCAUCGUUUCCAUUGAGUUCUUCAGGACAGAAGUGGACGACAACGGGAACUGCAUUGAAGACAAUGAACAAGUGAUGACAUUGAAGGCUGACUUUGUUAUAUCGGCGUUUGGUUCGGGAGUAUUUGAUGAGACAGUUAUCAGGGCCCUCUCACCUCUCGCACUCACCAAAUAUGGACAGCCAGUGGUGGACACGAAGACAAUGAAGACGAGCGAGGAGUGGGUGUUUGCCGGCGGGGAUAUAGCCGGUGUGUCUGAGACUACAGUGGAAGCCGUUAACGACGGAAAGACCGCCGCAUAUAAUAUCCAUAAAUACAUACAAAGCAAACAUAAUCUCACUAUAAAUGAGAUCUCGAAAGAAAUGCCGCGAUUUUAUACUGCCAUAGAUUUGGUGGACAUUAGUGUCGAGAUGUGUGGACUCAAGUUUAUGAACCCGUUUGGUUUGGCCAGUGCCCCACCGACUACCAGUGCCCCUAUGAUUAGGCGUGCCUUUGAGUCGGGCUGGGCUUUCGCUUUGACUAAAACCUUUAGUUUAGAUAAAGAUUUGGUUACAAAUGUCUCCCCGCGUAUAGUUCGCGGCACCACUUCUGGUCACAUGUAUGGGCCGGGUAUGGGUUCCUUCCUUAAUAUUGAACUCAUCAGUGAAAAGACUUCCGAAUAUUGGUGUCGAGCCAUCACUGAUCUUAAACGCGAUUUCCCCGAAAACAUACUCAUCGCUAGUAUUAUGGCUCCAUUUGUCAAAGAAGAUUGGGUUGAGUUGGCCGUCAUGUCUGAAAAGGCCGGCGCGGACGCUAUUGAGCUAAACUUAAGCUGCCCUCAUGGUAUGGGUGAACGUGGGAUGGGUUUAGCAUGUGGACAGGAUCCGCAUUUAGUGCGGAAUAUCUGUGUUUGGGUGCGGGAAGCCGUCAAAAUCCCAUUCUUUGCCAAAUUGACACCAAAUGUGACGGAUAUCGUGGAGAUUGCUAUCGCCGCCAAAGAAGGAAAAGCUGAUGGCGUAACCGCGACUAACACUGUAUCCGGUUUAAUGGACCUGAAAGGGAACGGUACUCCCUGGCCAGCCGUCGGUAUUCAGAAAAGAACUACUUAUGGGGGCGUUUCAGGCAAUGCCAUCCGACCGCUCGCCUUACGAGCCGUCUCUGCCAUCGCUAAGGCUUUGCCCGGAUUUCCAGUAUUAGCGACGGGUGGCAUCGAUUCAGCCGACGCUGGACUCCAAUUCAUAUAUUCCGGGGCAUCUGUACUACAGGUUUGCAGUUCUGUCCAAAACCAAGACUUCACUGUUAUUGAGGAUUACAUAAUAGGACUUAAAACAGCUCUUUAUCUAAGAAGUAUUGAUGAUAUGUCCGAAUGGAACGGACAGUCGCCCCCAACACCUAAGCAUCAAAAGGGAAAACCUAUUCAUUUGUUUGAUGAGAAACUGCCCGCAUUUGGUCCCUAUAAGAAGCAAAGGGAGCAAAAGGUUAUUGAUUUGAAAAUUAACUCUAAUUUAUUGAGCGAUGACUUAAAACCACCAAAAGUGAGACCAAUAAACAAACCGACGAGAGAUGUGGUGAAAAUUAAGGAUUUGAUUGGAAUAUCUUUGUCAAGAAUCGGAACUUUCGCUGAACUGGACGUAAAACUACAAAAAGUGGCCUUAAUUGAUCAAGAUAUGUGCAUUAAUUGUGGCAAAUGUUACAUGACUUGCAAUGAUUCUGGAUAUCAAGCGAUUACUUUCGAUAGCGAAACACAUUUGCCAUUUGUUACCGACGACUGCACCGGUUGUACGCUAUGUUUAAGUGUCUGUCCAAUCAUCGAUUGUGUGACAAUGGUUGAGAAGACUAUUCCUCAUUAUCCUAAACGGGGAAUACCUGUGAAGGGAGAGGUGAAGAAUCCGAGGAGAGUUAGCUUUCCUCUAUUGGCCCAAUGAUUAAGAUUUUUAUUUUUAAAUACAAUUAUUUUACUAUAUAUUUGGAAAUCAGUCAAUAAAAGUAUACUGCUUUGCAUUAUCGUUUUAAUUAUGUAA
This is a messenger RNA of Oppiella nova, 3225 nucleotides long. Lineage: Eukaryota; Metazoa; Arthropoda; Arachnida; Sarcoptiformes; Oppiidae. The record is from the annotation of a GenBank genome assembly.